Molecule: messenger RNA, 1639 nt
Organism: Coregonus clupeaformis (lake whitefish)
Lineage: Eukaryota; Metazoa; Chordata; Actinopteri; Salmoniformes; Salmonidae
Product: bcl2-associated agonist of cell death-like
Exons: 5
Coding region: 160-660 (166 amino acids)
Biological process (GO): apoptotic process
Source: RefSeq, a predicted model, not a curated record
ACAUCGGUGCGGUAGACUGCAGCGAAGCGAUUGGGCGAGAGAAGUAAACUGUAUUGUACAGUACAGAAAAAUACACCAGGCAACAACAAUAUCGAGGUGGAAAGAAACCAGAAUAGAAGCUUUACCUGUCAAAAGUCUUCGGAUGUCACCAUUGCUCAGAUGUUCACUAUAUCAGACUGCAAAUCAGAACCCUCAGAGGUAGGAGAAACAGAAAAGGACAAAUCAGCUGCAGGACAGGGAAUGACUGGAGGCCCACUAGGCCACACCCUCACUGUACCUGAGAUGAGACUGGCAGGAGAGGGUCGGUUGAGGUUGAAUUCAGAGUCCCAGGCCUUCUCUACGUCCCGUGGGAAGAGGAAUGGGGAGCUCCAGGGAAGGGGGCCAGGGGUGGACGGCAUUCCCACAGAUGGAGCACCUUUUCGGGUUCGCUCCCAGUCGGCCCCCCCUGCCCUCUGGGCGGCUAAGAGAUACGGACGGCAGCUCCGACGAAUGAGUGACGAGUUUGAUACGUGGCUGGAUAAAGGGGAGAUGAAGCAGUUGAAGAGUGUGGGAGCAGCCAAACAGAUGACACAGUCCCCCAGCUGGUGGGCCUACCUGUUCAGUCAUCAGGAGACAGAGACAGAACACAGCCCUAACCUGACCGCUCCCGAACCACGAUAAUCUGGGUGGUGCUGCAGCACCCUCAGCACCCCUACUUCUGGCGGCAAUGGUCGUAUCCCUGUGCCACCUGGACCACCAGUUGGUCCUGGAGGAGAGAGCCAGUCCCCAGAGAGGAGUAAGCCUGGAAACAGACCCCCUUCUCCCCACACAGACGCCUCAACGACCCAUGGGCCAGAAACGGGUGUAGCUCCACCUGGAGGAAGAGAUGGGACAAGAUUUUUCAAUAAGAUUGAAAAUAAAAUUAGAUUUUGGUCAUUUAGCAGACACUCUUAUCCAGAGCGACUUUCAGUCAAUCAGUGCAUUCAACUAAGGUAGGUAAGACAACCACAUAUCACAUUCAAUGCAAGUAAAACCUUCCUCAAAAAAGCAGUUAUGAGAGAAAUCAGUGCUAGUAAGAUAAGACAAGUCUUGAGUGUUAGUGCAAGAAAGACAAGUACAACAGUAAGCUGUCUAUACUUAUAGUUUAUUUGAUAAUUAGGACAAAAGUCCCAUGUCUGACCUGUAGUACAGCAGGUUGUUUGACCUGUUUGUUUCACCCCUCCAGCAGCACCUUCAUGUGUCCAGGUGGACACCCCUAUGGCCCUCAGCCUCCCCUGGGCAUAGCACUGCUAUAUCUCUGCCCUAAGGCCAGUGGAUCAGGUACAUUUUAGUCAUUUAGCAGAUGCUCUUAUCCAGAGCAACUUACAGCAGUGAGUACACAUAUUUUAUACUUUAUUUUCUCCUUACUGGUCCCCUGUGGGAACUGAACUCACAACCCUGGCAUUGCAAGCACCAUGAUUUACUAACUGAGCCACACGGGACCAGGUACGAAACUAUAUCAUCUAGAUCCAGCAGUUAUAGAGUCCUCAGAGCGCCUUCCAUGUGGAACAGAGUCAGAAAUGCAAAGAAUAUGAUAGGAAAACAUAUCAACUGGUCAGGGUCAUAUUUUUACGGUGUAGGGUGAAGUUGCCCAUAGACGCUGAUCUUGGGUCAGUUUUAC